GUCUUUGCGGAGGAAUGUCGCUGCUGCUAUAUUUCUGUCGGGAUGGAGGACUGACAGAUGUUUUGAGAAAAAGAUGUCAGGACUGCACUUCCUUAUCUUAUUAAAUAACCAUGAAGCUCCAAACAACAUGGUAGUUCCCUCCAUUUCCAUCUGGCAAGCAAGAAAAUCCAGUCAGAUUUAAGAGAGCGGCAGAUUCAUCUCAGACUCCACAUUUAGUCAUUUGGUGUCCUGUUUUCCUUCUGAGCAUGGACCCUUAACUUCCUCAAGCGUCAGGAUACACUGUUUAAUCUCCCUCCAGUAGUCGUGUGAAUUAUCAGGGGAGCUCCACCGAACUACAGAAUAUCACCGCACGAGCUCAAGAAGCCUCGGCAAGAUGUUUUCAGCACUGAAGAAGCUGGUGGGGUCCGAGCCUGGGCAGCUCGGCCCAAAAAACAUCCCGUCCGGCCUGCAGUCCAUGAACCAAAGUUUGCAGAGACGCUUCGCCAAAGGGGUCCAGUAUAAUAUGAAAAUCGUCAUCCGUGGAGACAGAAACACUGGAAAGAGUACUUUAUGGCACCGACUGCAGGGGAAGAAGUUUGUGGAGGAGUACAUACCCACUCAGGAGAUCCAAGCCACAAGUAUCCAUUGGAAUUAUAAAACUACUGAUGACGUGGUCAAAGUAGAGGUGUGGGACGUGGUAGACAAAGGUAAAGGCAAAAAGCGUGGAGACAAUUUGAAGCUGGAGAACGAGCCCCAAGAGUCAGAUGAGGUUGCCCUGGAUGCAGAGUUCCUGGACGUGUACAAGAACUGCAACGGAGUCAUCAUGAUGUUUGACAUUACCAAGCAGUGGACAUUUAACUACAUCCUAAGGGAACUACCCAAAGUACCCACUCACGUGCCGGUGUGCGUGUUGGGAAAUCACAGGGACAUGGGAGAGCACCGCGUCAUCCUGCCCGAUGACAUCAGAGACCUGAUCGCUGGACUCAACAGACCAAUGGGAUCAUCUUACAUCCACUAUGCUGAGUCGUCCAUGAAGAACGGCUUCGGCUUGAAAUAUUUACACCGGUUCUUCAACAUCCCCUUCCUGCAGCUACAGAGAGAGACCCUCCUGAGGCAGCUGGAGACCAACCAGUUGGACAUGGAUGCCACCCUGGAGGAGUUGUGUGUGCAGCAGGAGACUGAAGAUCAAAACUAUGAGAUUUUCCUGGAGAACCUGGAGUCUCGCAGCAAAGGCUUCGGCUCUCCCGGUCCAGCCAACGGUCAGAGCCCCUCCUCAGGCUCCCAGUCCCCCAUCGUCCCACCCAGCGGGGCUUCCACGGGCAGCUCCAGCCCGAGCACCCCUCAACCCCCUGUCCCCUCCCAGGCGCUACCGCAGUCGCCGUCCGUGUCUGUCUCCUCCCCUCCUCCGCCCCCCACGGGUACAGCCAGCGCCGCGGCCUCGCCCACUAUAGAACCCAAGCUUUCGGCCCAGUCGCCCGAGCAUCUACAGUCCGCUCCUGGAGCGUUGGCCCCACAGAAACGUGGAUUCAUAUCACGCUGGUUUGGCGCCUCUGCUGCUGCUGAGACUCCUGCUAGUGCACCAGAGGAACCUCCUGCAUCAGUGUGUCCCUCUAAGGUGCAGAGCGUGGACGACUUUGUGCCGGACGAGAGACUGGACAAGAGCUUCCUAGAGGACAGCCUGCCCUCCAAGACAAAGGUUCCUCAGCCUGCUCUGGCUGUGGACAGCGACAGCGACGGUGAAGGCCGAGGAAAUCCCAUGGUGUCCGGUUUCCAGGAUGAGCUCGACCCAGAUGACACCGAGCCUAGCCUCCCACAGCCCAAGACGCUGCCCUCCAAUAAAGAUAUCAGUCUGUCCAGUGACGAGGAGGAGGUGGUACCAGCAGCCCCCACCAUCACGCAGGACCAGGACCUGGACAGCGAACCUGACUUGAAAGCGCCUGUGAUCCACAUCACAAAACCAAAGGUGGCUAAAGCUCCAGAGCCCAAAGGCCCAACAGCAGCGCCCAUCUCCCUCACUUUAACCCCAGCGGUGGAGCAGCCGGCCCGACACCAAGGCAAGAAGAAGGGAAGCACACCUAAGACAGAGGACUCUGACACCGACCCCGAGGCACCCUUCGCCCAGCAGCUGCUCUCCUUCGUCAUGGAUGACCCCGACUUUGAGUCUGAGGCAUCAGACACACCAAAAGUAACUAAGGAUACAUUUCCUAUCAGGGAUGAGCUUCUCUCCGACCUCUCCGACGACGACAUGCAGUCAGCCAAGGUGACGGAGCCUCUGAAGCCCACUGUGAUCUCCUUCAAACACAAGGACGACACCGACCUGUUCGGUCUCGGCUUCCAAGAAGAGGCUCCUGCAGCCAAAGACAGCAGCGAGGAGCAGGAAGAGAAAGACAGUAAACAUUCCUCCAAAGAAAAGAAGAAAAAGAAGAAGAAAAGCAAAGAGGAGGAUGAGAAGAGCAAGAAGAAACACAAAUACAAGAAGAAAGAUGAGGCUGGGGCCGGGGACGAAAAAGAUAAAAAGAAAAAGAAAUCCCGGAGCAAGAAAACGGAAGUGGACGAGUUGGAGGACUUUCUUGGCGGAGGAACAGGAGCCGUCAAAAGAGACGACGGGGAUUACGAAGAACUAUAAAGCCUCCAGUUUUUCUUCGGGGAAAAACGAGCCACGAGAACAGCAGCGUUGCACGUUCUGGGAAAAAAAAGUAAAAAAAAAAAAAAAAACCUCCUGGUUUCUUGACUUGCAUAAAGCAGCAUCUCCAAGCCAUACGCAAUACGCAAGGCUACCAACAACACCCAGGUAAACUCAGCCAGGACUCUGGUUCCUGUACGUUCCUCCUGAUUGAUUCCCCCCCCUCCCCCGACCCCCUACAUCUGCACUACUGCUGUCACUUCCAUUCCAAUAAGACGAGGAGACCGACAUGUACUGUAAUGAGUCGCGACUUUCGAAAUUUGACGAUCGGUGUAGCUGCAAGGGAGCGGCUCUUUGUACUAACGUUAGCUUAAUAUUUUCGUUGAUUUAAUACACUCUCCAAGCGAUCCACUCCGAAAUCAGCUGCUGUAAAUAGGGUGACCAUUUUGUCUGAAUGUUCGUGUGGUUGGUGUAAUAAUUGAGUGCAUGCUCAAAGUGACAACUGACUCUUUAGAGAAAUUCAUAGUAUUCCUUCCUUUUCUUUCUUUCCUUCUUUCUUUCCUACUUAAAUGGUUAAUGGCAGAUCUUUGUCCAGGUUUAAUGUUUGUGUGUCUAAUUAUGAAGACUAAAGAAGAAGAAUUCAGAGUGUUUCGCCCAUCGCUAACAUAGGAAAUGACUACGAUUACGACCACAAUGACUAAGAUAAGUUCUUGUCCUCCGUCCACACUAAGCUGCCAUGUUUCUAAACAAAAAAGGGAGCUUUCAGAAAACUAAGCCACAUUCAGAUCACGUUUUUUGUUUGUUCAGUCAGAGGGGGCAGAACAACCAGGAUGUGUCUGACUCUAUAUUUUGACUGGGCAUGACAGUUGUGUUUGCCGACUGAAAUACAAAUAGAUGUACAUAGAGCUCAGACCACAGUAUUUGUUCCAACCUGACAGACAUGAGGCUUCAAGAAUGAAAAUGUGCGUUGGUCGUUGUUGUUUUUUUUUUUUUCUUCAUGCCUGAAUCCUGCAUAUUGUGUGUAGACGAUGACAGCGUCUCACAACAUCCCAUUGAAGACUAGCAUGAGAAGCGCUUUUACUUUCAUUCAACUGAAUCUGUACCUGCGUAUCACCCUUGAGCGAGAGUGUCCUUACAAGAAAAACAUGGUCAGUCAUCUAAGCAAGCGCCCCAAAACAGCAUAAUGGUUAAGUUCGGGUGGCACUGCCAUCUAGUGGCAGUAGUAAAUAUAACAAAAGCAAAACAUUAGACUUUAAUUGUUCCUCGUUUCCGAUUUCGAGUCUACAAAUGUCUUUUUAUUUGUGUCAGAAGUGUAGACAUUACAAUUCACUGUGCUCUUUAUCAACCCCAACGUACUACCCAUCCCACUCUUCCUUGUGCUGAGAAAUGUCUUUAGAUCCAGUUU
This is a messenger RNA of Scomber japonicus (chub mackerel), 4007 nucleotides long. It is a transcript of the gene rabl6b, whose product is annotated as RAB, member RAS oncogene family-like 6b. Gene Ontology annotation, cellular component: nucleus; cytosol. Bases 374 to 2605 code for a protein of 743 amino acids. The record is from RefSeq and is a predicted model, not a curated record. The transcript has 16 exons. Gene Ontology annotation, molecular function: GTP binding. Lineage: Eukaryota; Metazoa; Chordata; Actinopteri; Scombriformes; Scombridae.